AAAUUAAUGGCGAUAAAAGAGAGAUCAUUGGAGGAGACACCAACAUGGGCUGUUGCUGUUGUUUGCUUCGUUCUCCUAUUCAUAUCCAUAAUGAUCGAAUAUUUCUUGCACUUUAUUGGUCACGUACAACUGAUGCUACUGGGAUUCAUAUCGCUUCUACUCGUUGUACUGCAAACACCAGUCUCCGAGAUUUGCAUUCCCCGAGAUGUUGCUGCGACUUGGCAUCCUUGUAGUAGAAAUCAAGAACUCGCUAAAUACGGUAAAGAUUAUGUCGACGAUGGCCGCAAAAUUCUUGAAGACUUUGACUCCAAUGACUUUUAUAGUCCUCGUCGAAGUUUAGCCACCAAAGGUUAUGACAAAUGCGCAGAGAAGGCAUGUUUUUAUAAUUUGUUACUAGGGAAAGUAGCAUUAGUAUCUGCGUAUGGUAUCCAUCAGCUGCAUAUAUUCAUCUUUGUGCUCGCUGUUUUUCAUGUUCUCUAUUGCAUUAUAACCUAUGCUUUGGGAAAAACCAAGAUGAAGAAAUGGAAAUCAUGGGAGAAAGAGACCAAAACAAUUGAGUACCAAUAUGCCAAUGAUCCAGAGAGGUUUAGAUUUGCAAGAGAUACAUCGUUUGGACGUAGACAUUUGAAUGUAUGGAGCAAGUCUUCCUUUACCCUCUGGAUUGUAAACAUGUUUCUUCAGACAGUUCUUUGGAUCAGUGACAAAAGUGGAUUAUCUUACACUAAGACAUGGCUUUAUAAUGGUAACCCGGUGAUAUGGUGCAUUGCUGUCUUAUUCAUACUGACUAAUACACAUGGAUGGGAUUCCUAUCUUUGGCUGCCUUUCCUCCCUUUGAUUGUGAUAUUAAUAGUAGGAGCAAAACUUCAAAUGAUAAUAUCGAAAUUAGGAUUGAGGAUUCAAGAAAAAGGAGAUGUGGUUAAAGGAGCUCCUGUGGUUGAACCGGGCGAUGAUCUCUUUUGGUUUGGUCGUCCUCGUUUCAUUCUCUUCCUCAUUCACUUGGUUCUUUUCACGAAUGCAUUUCAACUGGCUUUCUUCGUUUGGAGCACUUACGAAUUCACACUCAAAAACUGCUUCCACCACAAAACCGAAGAUAUUGCAAUUAGGAUAACCAUGGGGGUAUUAAUACAAGUUCUAUGCAGCUACAUCACUCUACCUCUUUAUGCCCUCGUGACUCAGAUGGGAACGUCAAUGAGGCCGACUAUAUUCAACGACAGGGUAGCCAAUGCAUUGAAAAAAUGGCACCACACGGCUAAGAAACAGACCAAGCAUGGACACUCAGGGUCCAACACACCUCACUCGAGCCGCCCCACCACUCCAACACAUGGCAUGUCACCGGUGCAUCUCCUCCACAACUACCAUAACCGUGCCCUUGACUAUCAAACCAGCUUCACUGCCUCUCCUUCUCCUCCUAGAUUCUCUGAUUUUGGCGGCCACGGUCAUGGUCAUCAGCAGUUCUUUGAUCCUGAAUCUCAGAAUGUCUCAUGCCACCGUGAAAUCACAGAUUCUGAAAACAGCAAUAGUCAUCAUCCCCAUGCUGACGUGGCAAGUCCUGUGAGAGAAGAGAGAGACGUUAUUGAGCAUGUUAAGGUUGAUUUGUCGGAGUUUACGUUCAAGAAGUGAUAGGACUUCUCUAUAUUUGGUGUUCAUUCUUUGUAAAUGAUAUAAACUUUGGCAAUGAACACAUCUCUUCUUUAUUUUAUUUUUUUAAUUUAUUGUUUUAUUAUGAAUUUUGCUGUAAGCUCAAGGAUCAGAACGCUUUAUGAUAUCAUAUCAUAUCAUAUUAACAAACAGAUUUCUCAUCAAAAAGUAUUAUCUUAAAGCACCACAA
Thlaspi arvense is the source of this 1828-nucleotide messenger RNA. The record is from the annotation of a GenBank genome assembly. Lineage: Eukaryota; Viridiplantae; Streptophyta; Magnoliopsida; Brassicales; Brassicaceae.